Daphnia magna is the source of this 1263-nucleotide messenger RNA. Its product is annotated as leucine carboxyl methyltransferase 1. The coding region runs from base 195 to 1154 and encodes 319 amino acids. Gene Ontology annotation, biological process: C-terminal protein methylation. NCBI's taxonomy places the organism in Eukaryota, Metazoa, Arthropoda, Branchiopoda, Diplostraca, Daphniidae. The transcript is spliced from 6 exons. Gene Ontology annotation, molecular function: protein C-terminal leucine carboxyl O-methyltransferase activity. Gene Ontology annotation, cellular component: cytosol. The record is from RefSeq and is a predicted model, not a curated record.
CAGCCGGGAAAGCGUAUUUGUUUAUGAAUUUAUCAUCGGCUACUUAAAGUGAUAAAAAUAUCUGGUAACUUUACUUUAGCAAAAUAAGCUAAUAUCCCAAAGCGAGCAAGGGUUUCUAGUUUCGCCACUGUAUAUUUUUUAAGCCUUUGGCAUUCCCAAAAUCUUUGAUAGUCAGUGUACGAUUCGUGUUGUUUAUGGAUAAACAUAAUCUGGACGGAGAUGAAGCGGUCCGCUCGACAAACGACGAUGCUAGCCACUGCAAAAGGUUUGCAGUUCAAUUGGGAUAUUGGACUGACCCUUACUUGCCUCUUCUGGUACGAAGCACUGAAAGGAAAACACCUGAAAUAAACCGUGGUUAUUUUGCAAGAGUUAUAGGCAUCACAAAUAUAAUUGAAAAAUUUAUUAAGGCUAUGGAAGGAAAUUGUCAAAUUGUAAAUUUUGGAGCUGGAUUUGACACCCUGUACUGGAAGUUGCUAGAUGCUGGUCUAUCUGUGAAAAAGUUUGUAGAAAUUGAUUUUGCAAAUGUUACUUCUCGCAAAUGCCACUACAUUAGGAAUAAUGACAAGUUGAUCCGAGGACUCCAUUCUGAUGAUGAGGAAAUAAGAUACAGCACCAGUGAAUUGCAUUCUGGGGUCUAUCAUUUGGCUGCGGCUGAUCUCCGCAAAUUAUCCGAAGUAGAGUCCAAGCUUGCGGAGUGUUCAAUGGAAUACAAUGUGCCGACUCUUUUCCUUUUCGAGUGUGUUUUGGUUUAUAUGCCCAUACAAUUCAGCCAUGCCCUUUUGCAACUUAUUGCGGACAAAUUCUCUACCACUUUCUGUAUCAAUUACGAGCAGGUCAACAUGACUGAUAGAUUUGGGGAUGUCAUGCUAUCUAAUUUGAGAUCAAGGGGCUGUUCUCUAGCAGGAGUAGAGGCCUGCGCGUCACUGAAAAGCCAAGAAGACCGAUUUAUUCUCAAUGGAUGGGAUGGAGCCCGAGCGUUAGAGAUGAAUCAAGUCUAUCACAGUCUAAUAUCACCCGUCGAAAUUCAAAGGAUAGAAAAAAUUGAAUUUCUUGAUGAAAAAGAAUUGUUGGAUCAGCUUUUUCAUCAUUACUGCAUCUGUGUGGCAUGGAAAGAUAGUCUCGAUUUAAAAUUAAACUUGUUGACCAUUGAUUGAUGGUGAGAAAAAGAGAAAAAACGUGUGCUAAAAGCUGUUUAGUUGACAAAUGUCAUAUACCUGCCUAUGAAGAGUAAACGAAACAUUCAAUGACUGAUGUUACCAACAA